AUGGAGGGUUCUUCGCAUCCGUCCUUCUUCCCCCUCAACGCCAAGACUGCCGCCGACUACUCGUCGUCCGAGUCGGAUUCCGAUGAUCCUACCGUUCCUGGGCUCGAUGGCGACGACAACGACUUUGGGGACUUCAAUCCCCGCAAGAAGAGGCGUGUCGGUGGAAACAGCAAAGAGAAGGCCGCACUGGGCAUCUUUGGCUCCGAUAGCGACGACGACAAUCCCAACGCGCGCUGGAAGAGAAAGACACUGAGGAGCAAAGGCGUCAGCUUUGUAUCGACUGCUGCCGAGGGCGCUGGGCAAGAUGCGAGCAGCGAAUCGGAAGACGAACCACGGCCUUUGGGCAUUGGAAUGAAUAGUCGUGAUGAGGACGAAGACGAAGACGACGACGAUGAGGAGGAUGGCGACAGACCCGCUGGACUCGGACUCGGUAACGCGGCCCAGCAAUUGCGCUUCACAGCUGGCGAACGAUUCCGCAAAUCGAAUGCGCCGAAGGAGUCGAACACACAGCCAUCCUUCAAGACAAAUUUCAGCUCCGGCGGCGUCCUCGGCGGUGGCUUCGUUCCCUCGUCUGCCACGGAGCCCGUACUGAAGGAGACGAAGAAUGGCGACGAAACUCCGCGAAAUAAGCCUCAAGUAAGCGCUUUCAGCUCGAAAGGCAAAAUCAACACCAAGUCGUUUGGUGCGCGAAUGAUGGCCAAGAUGGGCUACGUUGAGGGCAAGGGUCUUGGCAAGGAGGGCGAAGGACGAAACAUCAUCAUCGAAGCCAACCUUCGACCCCAGGGCAUAGGUCUCGGCGCCGUAAAGGAAAAAACAGAGCAGGAGCGCCAGGAGGAGAAGAGACAGGCGCGGCUACGAGGCGAGGAGGUUGUCGACUCGGAAGAGGAAGAAAAGGAGCGCAGGAAAGCCAAGAAGAAGGCCCGAGGAGCCGUGGCCUACAGCAGUACGGGAAGUACCCCAAUGCGGCAGAGGACGAAGUAUCUUACGGCCGAUGAAAUCAAGAAGAAGGCACCCGGCUUAAACAUUCCGGAGGCUUUUGCCCCCAUUCUCGACAUGACCGGCCCUGGAGGCAAGCUGCUUACGUCGACGAGCGGCAUCAUGACGCCGUCAUCCGGUGUGCCUGAAUCGGCCGAACUGAUUGAGGCGAGAAAGCUGGCCCAACGCGCGCAGACAGACUUGCUAGCUUUCUCGGAAGAGUGGAGGAGCCUAGAGUCACGCAAGACGUGGGUGAAUCUGGAGCUCAAGCAGAGGGAGCAAGAGAUUGAAGAUCUGCGGUCCGAUUUCGAGAGACUUAAAACGUUUGCCAACGUUGUGUCUGAGCAGCUUGUUGACGCGACGGAGUGGGAGCAGGUCAUGAGUGCUCUCCAGACAGCUGUUGACGCCGGGUCAGCGAGCGAUGCCAUCGCUGACAUCGCGGUAGCCGCUAUACAUCCUUUUCUACGCAGCGCCGACUGGGACCCAAUGACGGAACCGUCUCGAUUCGCAUCGGACCUGCAGAAGCUGUCGGGUCUUUUCAACAAAUCUGCAAAUGCCAAUCAGUCCAUGAACAAAUGGAACUCUUCCGCGGGCAUGGACGAUGGCGUUUACCGAACACACCACAAGGCCACUACGCCCUACGAGACCAUGAUGUACAAGAACUGGCUACCUCGAGUACUGACAGCAGUCCGCUCAUGGGAUCCGUUGAAUCCCACGCCAAUGCUUAACAUCAUGGAAAGCUGGAAAGAUCUGCUCCCACCAUUUGUCCGGGCGCAGUUGAUGGACAAUGUGGCCCGGAAGCUGGAAACGGCCGUUUCCGACUGGAACCCCAAGAAGAAGCGGCAAAGCCACCAUCUCCCACACACUUGGCUGUUUCCUUGGCUACAGUACCUUCCUCCCUAUCAUCUGGAUCCAAAGGGCACUGGUCUCGUUGCCGAUGUCAGGAGGAAGUUUAGGCACCUCAUCGACGCUUGGGAGUUUGAGAGGGGGGUUGUUCCUGGGCUGAUGCAAUGGAAAGACGUCUUGGGAGACCAGUGGCGGCCGCUCAUCAUGUCGCACGUAUUGCCAUCGAUGGGCAAGUAUCUGCGGACCAACUUCCGCGUCGACCCAGCAGAACAAGAACUGUAUCUCCCCGUUCUGGUUGGCAUCUUGAAGUGGAAUCAGGUCCUUGGCGAUGCCGUCCUGGCAGAGGUUCUGGUUCAGGACAUGUUCCCAAUGUGGAGCAGCAGAUUACAAGAAUGGCUUGCACUUGACGAAGCGGACCUUGCGGAGGUGGCAGAUUGGUACAGCUGGUGGCGAGGUGUGCUGCUGAAGGACAUGGCAGAGAUCAAGGCAGUACGGGUGGAACUCGACAGAGGACUGCACCUUGUGAAUAUGGUUUAA
This is a messenger RNA of Trichoderma citrinoviride, 2358 nucleotides long. Its product is annotated as TFP11-domain-containing protein. Gene Ontology annotation, biological process: spliceosomal complex disassembly. The transcript has a single exon. NCBI's taxonomy places the organism in Eukaryota, Fungi, Ascomycota, Sordariomycetes, Hypocreales, Hypocreaceae. The record is from RefSeq and is a predicted model, not a curated record. Gene Ontology annotation, cellular component: U2-type post-mRNA release spliceosomal complex. The coding region runs from base 1 to 2358 and encodes 785 amino acids. Gene Ontology annotation, molecular function: nucleic acid binding.